Molecule: messenger RNA, 471 nt
Organism: Penicillium psychrosexuale
Lineage: Eukaryota; Fungi; Ascomycota; Eurotiomycetes; Eurotiales; Aspergillaceae
Exons: 1
Coding region: 1-471 (156 amino acids)
Source: RefSeq, a predicted model, not a curated record
AUGGGGCAAGAGAACGCUCUCCGUGUGCUUGUCAUUGUCUCAAACCAGAGUCCGUUUUGGAUACAGGCCUGCGACUCGCCAGAAGGCCUUAUUCCAAUUGCUAUUCAAGUCAUCAAGGAUAGUAAAUUAUACGAUGUGCAAGAAGAUGAUACACCAGAUACAAGGCUGUUAGCGAUACAGAAAUGGCGAGUCCGCACACUUUUCAUAUUCGAUAUCUCCAACAAUGAUUAUGAUCCCACACUGGGCCAUCUUGCCGAAAAGAACAAACUGCCAGUCAUCGUGGCCCAUCUCAGCCGCAAGCAAGUUGCUUACAAACCUCAUCCGGGAACACGCGAAAGGAUCAAUAAAGAUGUGGCAUUUUUCCAUGAUGCAAAUGGCUUCGGGGGUACUCCGCCGUUUAUUGAAGAUCACACCUUGGAGAGCCCGCCUGUGUAUCCAAAUCCACGCAGUCUCAGAAACUCGGGCCCAUGA